Messenger RNA from Odocoileus virginianus texanus, 2129 nucleotides. The record is from RefSeq and is a predicted model, not a curated record. Lineage: Eukaryota; Metazoa; Chordata; Mammalia; Artiodactyla; Cervidae.
UUGAGAGGAGAAACUGUGGUGCUGGGACCGCCAGGAGGAGCGACUGAAAGAAGAGUGGGUCAGUGACAGCGAGGGGAGUGUGAGGCUACCACUGCGAGGCUACUGUGACCCAGGGGCAUUGACAAUGAGGGGACUGUGGCUGAGACGUAGCUGCUUGCGAGGGGUCUGUGACCCAGCAGCAGUGAAUACUAAGGGGCUCUGACCUCGGAGAACACGAGGCAGAGGCUGUGUGAGGAAUGUGACCGAGGAAGUAUGAAGCAGUGACAGCGGGGAACUGUGACCAAGGGCCAACGACUCGGAGGAGACUGAUCGAUGGAUAGUAACUGUGAGAGGACUCUGACCUAAGGGAACAUGAAGCAACAGCUGCGAGGGGACUCUAACCAAGGAGCAGUAACUUUGAGGGGGCUGAGUUGGAGAAGACUGUGGGAUCAGUGACUGGACAGGUUAAAAGAAGAUGGAUGCACAGAAUUCAGCCAAAGUCAACACAAGGAAGAGGAGGAAAGAGACACCUGGACCCAAUGGGGCGACAGAAGAAGAUGGAAUUCCUUCAAAAAUGCCACGCUGUGCAGUUGGUUUACGGCAGCCAGCGCCUUUUUCUGAUGAAAUUGAAGUAGACUUCAGUAAGCCCUAUGUCAGGGUAACUAUGGAAGAAGCCAGCAGAGGAACUCCUUGUGAACGGCCUGUGAGAGUUUAUGCAGAUGGAAUAUUUGACUUAUUUCAUUCUGGUCAUGCCCGGGCUCUAAUGCAAGCAAAGAACCUUUUCCCUAAUACAUACCUCAUUGUGGGAGUUUGCAGUGAUGAGCUAACACACAACUUCAAAGGCUUCACCGUGAUGAAUGAAAAUGAGCGCUAUGAUGCAGUGCAGCACUGCCGCUAUGUGGAUGAGGUGGUGAGGAAUGCCCCCUGGACCCUGACACCAGAGUUCCUGGCAGAACACCGGAUUGAUUUUGUGGCUCACGAUGACAUCCCUUAUUCUUCUGCUGGGAGUGAUGAUGUUUAUAAGCACAUCAAGGAAGCAGGCAUGUUUGCUCCAACACAGAGGACAGAAGGUAUCUCCACAUCAGACAUCAUCACUCGAAUUGUCCGUGACUAUGAUGUGUAUGCCAGGCGGAACCUCCAGAGGGGCUACACAGCAAAGGAACUCAAUGUCAGCUUUAUCAAUGAGAAGAAAUACCACUUGCAGGAACGAGUUGACAAAGUAAAGAAGAAAGUGAAAGAUGUGGAGGAAAAGUCAAAAGAAUUUGUUCAGAAGGUGGAAGAAAAAAGCAUUGACCUCAUUCAGAAAUGGGAAGAGAAAUCCCGAGAAUUCAUUGGAAGUUUCCUGGAAAUGUUUGGUCCAGAAGGAGCCCUGAAACAUAUGCUGAAAGAGGGGAAAGGCCGGAUGCUGCAGGCCAUCAGUCCAAGGCAAAGUCCCAGCAACAGCCCCACUCGUGAACGUUCCCCCUCUCCCUCUUUCCGGUGGCCCUUCUCUGGCAAGACUUCCCCGCCUUCCUCCCCAACAAACCUCUCCAGACACAAGUCUGCAGCCUAUGAUAUCAAGUCACUGCAUGACCAUAUCAUUGCAAUUCCUUUUGCCGCUUGGUACAGAAGACUCAAAAAGCCACUGGCCCACAAAGGGAGGCUGAUCUAGAUCGCCCAGGUCUAAUGUCAUCAGCGCCCUACUGACACAUCUGUAAGGGAAGAAAACAACUUCCAUCUGUUCUUCAGAAGCCUGGUUUCUUUGAGACUUUGGGUUCAUACUGUUUUGCCUGGCUGAGUUCUAUUCCUGUUACUAUACCAAGAAAACUGUCAUACACUCUUCUCCCUUUCAUUUGCUUUGGGAAAGCUCAGAGUAACCUUUUAAUAUACAAUCUUGAUGGGCUAAUAGUGGCACCCAUGGAGGCAAUGUGCCCAGUUGUAGAAAAUCAAACUCCAUCCUGUUUAUUAAGCUUAAAAUACCUUCCUCAGGCAAGAUCCAAAACAAUUUCAUCCUAUUGCAUAGUUCUCAUUCAUCUCUACAGUCAAGCAUACAUCAUUUGCCAGCUUGCACUGACGAUAGAAUUGGUCCCCAUUUGGUCAAGGUUGAAGAACAGUAAAGAAACCUUGUACCCAUCUGAUGAAUACAGUGUCUCUUUCAUUGUCCAAGCCAU